Messenger RNA from Apodemus sylvaticus (European woodmouse), 315 nucleotides. Its product is annotated as 60S ribosomal protein L36-like. Gene Ontology annotation, molecular function: structural constituent of ribosome. Lineage: Eukaryota; Metazoa; Chordata; Mammalia; Rodentia; Muridae. The coding region runs from base 1 to 315 and encodes 104 amino acids. Gene Ontology annotation, biological process: translation. The transcript has a single exon. The record is from RefSeq and is a predicted model, not a curated record. Gene Ontology annotation, cellular component: ribosome.
AUGGCCCUGCGCUACCCCAUGGCCAUGGCCUCAACAAAGCCACAAGGUGAAGAAGAACAUCAGGGAACCAAGGCACAGCCGGCCUUGGGGCACCUCACCAAGCUCACCAACUUCGCGAGGGAUGCGAUCCAGGAGGUGCAGGGCUUCGCUCCCCAAGCGCAGCGCGCCCUGGAGUCGCUCAGUGUCCACAGACACGUGCGCACUCUAGUUCAUCAAGAAGAGGGUGGGCGCGCACAUCUGGGCCACGAGAAAGCGGGAGGAGCUGGCAAUAUCCUGGCCGCCAUGAGGAAGGCAGUCGCCAAGGAAGAUUUAUGA